AUGGCUGACGCGACACGCCCGACGACCUUGGCCCCGCCAGCCGUCAUGGCGCUGAGGCAGGAGGCUGCGGGGUCCAACACCCACAGAGUCAACAUGGAGCGCACUGUCAGUCAGGACAUGCGAGAGGAGCGCGACGACCUCAAGGAGGCAGCCGAGCACAGCUUGAACGUCAUUAUGGACUUGGACCUCGAGGGCAAAAUACGCUACGUCAGCCCAUCGUGGAAGGAUAUCGUCGGCUCUCUGCCCGACCAAGUCAUCGGCAGGCCCGUCCUCGACAUUCUCUACGCCGGUGCCGAUGGCCUGGCUGAGACAAUCGAGUCAGUCCGCAAGUAUGAUUCGCGGAGUCACAUUGCCCGCUUCUCCGUGCGACUGGGCCCUCACUCCAUCUUGCACAAGAGGGCGUCGAGACCGUCUGCGAGCGAAGGCCAAGAGUCAGCACCACCAUCCCCUACAACCGAGGUCGUCGACGAGGCCGAGCAGAUCCUAAACCUCGAAGCCCAGGGCAUCAUGGUGUACGACCGGACCACUGGAGCUGAAAGCCAUACUAUGUGGAUGGUGCGACCGUCCGUUCUUCGCGAGGUGACAAUUGACCUCCCAGAGAUGCUGGUAGAAUCACUCGGUGUGGGCGCAGAAGUCCUGGCCCACUACCUGACAGGCCUCGCUGAACAGGGCGCCAACGAUCCCCGGAACCAUGCACCACCGCUCCCGGUACUUUGCCGAAUCUGCGAGAGACAGAUUACACCUUGGUGGUUCGAGAAGCACUCUGAGCUCUGUCUGCAGGAGCAUCGUGCAGAGAUGGACGUGCAAAUUACCCAGGAGACCCUCUCUGAACAUCGCAACGCCAUUGUCAAGGUUUUGGAUACCCUCGAGUCUCAGAGCUCGCGUUCCAGAGCUGCUUCCGUGGACCCGGUGCAGCCAAUCCAGCCGGCAGAGUACAAAGGCCUAAUCAUUCACUCCUCAUCUACCCCAUCGUCAGGUACCCCUUCCGGUCGUAACUCGCCUGCCUCGCCACCCUCGAGAUCAAGAGAACGCUCCGAGCGCUCGACUGGGUUUGGCCAUCAUCGUGCGCGAUCUUUCGCUGUUCGACGGCCUUUGGCGCGCAUCGUUGAGCUGGUUCUCGAUCUUUGUGAUACAGCGCUUGAGAUCAACACGCCUGCCAUCAAAGACAACGCCCGCGGUCAGGCAGCUGCCGAGAUUCGCACUCAGUCACCGCAGUCCGAGAACCGCAUCUCGCAAGUUCUGCAGUGGCAGUCUCCGACGACGGGCUCGUCAGAUCAUAGCGAGGGGCUGAGAAUGCUCUGCGAGGACACUAAUAAACUAGCAAAGGCCAAGAUCGACGCCGUCACUCGGCACAGGCGGGUGCUGGAGUACUCUGAACGUCUUCGUGUCGAGUUUGAUGUCCUAGUCCAGGAGUGCAUAGAGGCCGCCAUGGUGAAGGCCGCUCGCAUCGCCGCCGGCGAGGACAGUUCUUCAGAGGAAGAGCGGCUCGAAGAUGACCCCCAGUCAGAUGUGAACGACAUACCUACUGGUGAAGAAGGCAUUUUUCCAGGAUCAUUCGAUGCACCAUCGGCCAUGGCACAAGCCCUACGAAAUGUAUCCGACGUCUCACUACCUGCAAGAGUAGGACGUCGAGAAUCUUCUGUCGCAGGCUCAAACCGUUCGAGCAGCCCAAGAGGAGGGUGUCAGACACCGCGAUCACACGCAGGUGCUAUCAGUAUAGUCACCCAGAAUAAGCGACACUCCAUGGCAAUCGAAAGCGAUACUGGCGCAGAAAGUGAUACGAGCGUGCACUCCUCUGUGUUGUCCGGUCCGCGACGAGCAGACUCUCCAGCGGCGUCUGAUGUCGGCUUGAGCAGAGUAGCAAGCUCACGGGAGCGGAAACGCAAGAGUCUGAUCCUCCCGAGUGUCAUGUCUAGCCGACAACAGUCACCUGCACGCUCUAUGAUACCGCCAUCUUCACCCUUGAGGACAACCAAACCGCGCCUUCCCAGCGGCGUCGAGGGGUUACAGUCUCCAAUCACGUCGCCCGUUCUGGCCUACACCGAAUUCUCUUCGCCGGCCAUGAUGCACGCUCUCCAUCAUCACCGUAGACAGUCAUCCACAGCCGGAUCAGAUGGUCCACGACCUAUAUCGCCCCGCCUAAUACCUACAACUCAGCCCCAGCCACGUGCAGUUCCGCCAUCGAUCAAAGACUUUGAGAUCAUCAAACCUAUCAGCAAGGGUGCCUUUGGCAGUGUUUACCUUGCUAAGAAGAAGUCUACCGGCGAAUACUACGCCAUUAAAGUCUUGAAAAAGGCGGACAUGGUGGCAAAAAAUCAAGUCACCAACGUCAAGGCCGAGCGGGCCAUCAUGAUGUGGCAGGGCGAGAGCGACUUUGUUGCUAAGCUGUAUUGGACGUUUUCCAGCAAGGACUAUCUCUACUUGGUCAUGGAGUAUCUCAAUGGGGGCGAUUGCGCGUCAUUGAUCAAGGUCCUCGGCGCACUGCCUGAAGAUUGGGCCAAGAAAUAUCUGGCUGAGGUGGUUCUCGGUGUCGAGCAUUUGCAUAGUCGCAGCAUUGUCCAUCGUGACCUGAAGCCGGACAACCUUCUCAUUGACGGCAAAGGCCAUUUGAAGCUGACCGACUUUGGUCUCUCACGCAUGGGUAUGAUCGGUCGUCAAAAACGUGCUCUCAGGUCUACAGAGCCAGCCCCGGAUCUGCUCAAGUCUGGUCCAUUUCAUCGCGCAACAUCUGUUGGUUCUUCUCGAUCCGCAUCGUUCGAUCUCAAUCCAUCGCCCUCGCAUACGCCAGCCAUGGCGCCCGCUUACACUGGAGACCUCGGCCAACCCUCGUAUUUCAGUCUCGCACGGGAGAGUUCCAAUGGGCGUGACACUUCAAGGAAAACCUCGAAUCGAAGUGACAGUCAGGACAGCGAUGCUUUGCAAGCCAUGUUCCGUCGUUUUUCCAUUGUUGAUGAGCAAUUCGGUAACCCGCGAGCGCGUUCGCCCAUAGAGGAGGAAGCCUACAGUGAUGAUGGCUCCCCCGAUCUUUAUCCAGGGCCGACCAUGAGCCAGUCUAUGCUGGCGCAAAACAGCACUCCACCGGCCACGUCGACUAUGCCUCCUCCACCCAUGGCCUUGUUCGACCCAGAAGAUAGUAACAGAAAGUUCGUUGGCACGCCUGAUUAUCUAGCACCAGAGACCAUUGCAGGUAAUGGUCAGGAUGAGGUCAGCGAUUGGUGGUCCCUAGGAUGCAUGUUGUUCGAGUGUUUGUAUGGCUACCCACCAUUCCAUGCUGAUACGCCAGACGAAGUGUUCCAGAACAUCCUUGCGCGUAGGAUCGACUGGCCUGAAGACGAUGACGAGCUGUAUGACAUCUCAGAUGAAGCGAAGGAUCUCAUGAACCGUCUCAUGUGUUCUGAUCCUGCACAGCGUCUUGGAGCGAACAAAGACGACAAGUUUGCCAGUGGUGGUGAGGAGAUCAGGAAACAUCCCUGGUUUGACGACCUGAACUGGGAAACCCUGCGCGACGAUGAGGCGUCAUUCAUCCCAGCACCCGAGAACCCAGAAGACACGGAGUACUUUGACGCUAGAGGAGCUGCCAUGGCCAACUUCACUCCUGAAUUCGAGGAUCAAGCCCCCUCGGCCGCAGGCACGCCUAGUGCUGAUUAUCCGGAUCGACCGCACGAUGCGCUGUCUAGAGUGCGCUCACAGGUCACUGUGUCAACCAUGAAGCGAGGGCUCAUCCCUCUCCACAUCCCAGCUCAUGUCCGAGAGGGUAGAUCGCGUCGACUCAGUGAGCCCAUGGCUGCCGAUGAUUUUGGCAACUUCAGCUACAAGAAUUUGCCUGUUCUCGAAAAGGCCAACAAGGAUGUCAUUCAAAAGCUCCGCGCAGAGGCAAUGCUCCCACAGAACAAGCCUGGAUCCGCGCUUCAAUCUCCCGUCCUGACGUCGCCCUCACCGUCUUUGGAAAAUAGUCCCAUGCUGCCUGGCCCCCUAAAGCGUGCCCUGUCGACCAACAAAGGCAAUGGUAGGCCAUCGUCGCCCUCGAUCAGUGGGCCACACUCGUCUCCCAGCCGUGGGUCACAGCCAUCAUCGCCUUUGCUUGUCCAAUUUAGCACGGGACAACAUAACGAGCGACGGAAGACAUCUAGUAGCUCAUCUACCUUGUCACACUCAACGAGCAAUACUGCUUCCCUCCAGCCUGGCAGCUUCUUUGACCCCUCACGACUCUCUGGGCUGAGGCCUUCGCCAGAGGCUAUAUCGCCAAUCAAGCUAGCAAAGACGCCGACUGGACAGUCUGCCAUAUUCCCUGAGAGGCUCGCCCCUGGACAACGUCAGACAUCCCUAGGGCAGGCGAGCGCUUCCUCGCCACGUGCUCGAUCUCAGACCCUAGGCUCUCAAGAGGGCGAUGUUGUCCGAGACCUUUUACCCGGCCACCACAAGCGUCGAAGUCAAGUGCUCGAUAUUUCGCCAUCUUCGUCUGAUACGGAAGAUUCUCGCGCAAAGGCGCUUCUUCGUGUGCAACGGCGAAGGCAAAGCUCCCGAAGGCUGUCACAGAUCAGCUUUGGUGAGGGGCCAUUCUUCCGACCUUUGGACGUGUUAAUAUGCGAGGAUCAUCCCGUCUCUCGGCUUGUCAUGGAGAAGUUGCUGGAGAAGCUUCGUUGCCGCACAUUGACGGUUACCAAUGGGUCUGAAGCCAUUCGUUAUGCGAUGGGCGAGGUCAAGUUUGAUGUGAUCAUGAUGGAGUUUAGGUUGCCCCAAGUCAAUGGCGCAGAUGUUGCUCGCAUGAUACGCGACACUAAAAACGCCAACACACAUACUCCGAUUGUCGCGGUCACGGGAUAUCUCAAGGAACUGCAAGCGCCGCAUUACUUUGACGCGCUCAUUGAGAAACCGCCGACUGUCGCCAAACUCACAGACACGCUCAGUAGGCUGUGCCAGUGGAAAUCAGCUCCUCCGAAUUGGACGCCAAACCAAAUGUACCCUUCGAUAAUGCCUUCAGGCCUUCGACAGGAAUCCACACGACAAGAGGACAGCCCCACGUCCAACUCGUCUGGAUUCCCACCAGUGCCUUCCGGUAGCUACCGGGGCUCUAGCCGCGAGGACUCCAUCAGCUCAAGCUUUUUCGGCGACAACGAGAGCCGUGCAGGCGAGGAUGUACCUGUUAUCAUCGCUCGCCACAAUGCAGAUGAUUGGCGUGAGCGGGACAUAGCUCGCGCUAUGAGUGGUCUGGGGAUCUCGGAUGAUGUGACAAGUGUCGAUCCCAAGACUAUCGUGCAGAAGCGAGUCGGCCCACCUGACCUACCCCAGGAAUCUGCCCCAGUCGUUGUUGAAGAAGCAACGAUCCGACGGCAACGGUCUGCUGAGCAAGUUGGCGCUAAACGUCGUAUACUUGAGACGCGGAAACAUGAGUCCGCGGAAUCCGGCGAUGACGAGGACGACGAGCUAGGCCAUGUCAGUGUCCGCACCAGGAGCCCAAAGUCGCGACCCAAGUCAUCUUCCAAGCUCGGUAUCGAGAUGAUGCGCACCAACAGUAGAGGGAGCGUCAUUUCGGUUGAAGAUAUUAGCAAGGCAGAUUCAACCCUACCGUCUUCUCCGCCGCCAAUGAUCACCGAAGAGCGGGCUGCAGAGGAAUACGAAGGCAACCUCGCUACACCCGAGGUCCCGCCUAUGUCCUUACACACACCGCCUGAGAUCUUCCCCACGGUACCCGGCCACGCGGUAGCCGAGUUCCUGAUGCGGACGCCCAAGGCGCCCAUACAAAAGGACGCUACCACUCCUGAUCCCGAUCCUACGCCACGAGCGAACAGUGGUACGGGCGUCUAG
Messenger RNA from Cucurbitaria berberidis CBS 394.84, 5805 nucleotides. RefSeq lists its product as uncharacterized. Gene Ontology annotation, cellular component: cytoplasm; nucleus. Lineage: Eukaryota; Fungi; Ascomycota; Dothideomycetes; Pleosporales; Cucurbitariaceae. Gene Ontology annotation, molecular function: ATP binding; protein serine/threonine kinase activity. The coding region runs from base 1 to 5805 and encodes 1934 amino acids. The record is from RefSeq and is a predicted model, not a curated record. The transcript is spliced from 2 exons. Gene Ontology annotation, biological process: peptidyl-serine phosphorylation; phosphorelay signal transduction system.